This is a messenger RNA of Sphaerulina musiva SO2202, 501 nucleotides long. RefSeq lists its product as uncharacterized. The coding region runs from base 1 to 501 and encodes 166 amino acids. The record is from RefSeq and is a predicted model, not a curated record. Lineage: Eukaryota; Fungi; Ascomycota; Dothideomycetes; Mycosphaerellales; Mycosphaerellaceae. The transcript has 2 exons.
AUGAAGUCACUCAUAUUCCUCGCGAGCUCCGCACUUACAUUCGCCGCGCCGCAAAAAGCCCCCAGUUUCAGCGGCGCAGCUUUAGUCCCUACUGGCUCUCGGAAUCUCGCCUACGAACAACGCAGCGAUGAGCUGUGCGUCUCUCUGAGCAACGGAUACCUGGGCGAUGCUCGCAAAGGCAUCUACCAAGAGAAUCUGUGCUUCCCAGCUGAUAACUCCAUCAAGUGCAACAUUCCACGCCUGCCCAACCAGUUACGCAGCAAUGUCAGCUCGAUUCGUGUCCCUGUCAAUGAGGUCUGCUCGCUCUACAUUGAAGAUAAUUGCGGUGGCAAGGUCACCCAGUAUUCUCACGCUUCGGAUGGUACCAAUCUCCAAGGCACGUGGUUCGACAAGAAAUAUCGCAGUGUCCACUGCAAGAAGCUGGACAGGCCCCCUCCAGCCGUCAAGUUCUAUACUCCGACUCCGGACGUGCCCAUCUCAGAAAGCGACGCAACCGAGUAG